This is a messenger RNA of Spodoptera frugiperda (fall armyworm), 2183 nucleotides long. Its product is annotated as AT-rich interactive domain-containing protein 2-like. Lineage: Eukaryota; Metazoa; Arthropoda; Insecta; Lepidoptera; Noctuidae. The coding region runs from base 1 to 2142 and encodes 713 amino acids. The record is from RefSeq and is a predicted model, not a curated record. The transcript is spliced from 2 exons.
AUGGUAAAGAAGAUUAUGUGUAUCCCAUUCAGAAAAAUCCUUAUUUAUUUUCAGAUAUUCCUACCUCUCGUCUGUUUCGUGUUAAACGCACAAGGAGACUAUCUUGAUACUAUUGCUGGACUGAGGCGUUUCUCUCAACCUGAUGUGGACCCUAGAAAUGAGGAGUUUAACAGCAAUUUCAAGGACUGGUUCCAUCACUUCGAUACAUUCCCUACCAGUGUCCAUGGAAGAAGACCGUACUUAAGUUUUAAUCCAUACUAUAAUAGAGACCCUUAUUAUUCAGGUGAUUUAUGGGAUCAAAUGCCACAAAUCAACAAUGUGUUUAACAUUCCAAGUGGUCAUAACACUCACUCGCAUCAAGGACAUAGAGAAAACAAACCGGAACCAAAACCAAAACCUGAUCAUGUCGAUGACGUUUUAAAUGUUGAAGAACCAACAGAGAAACCUGGUGAAAUUCCAACAAUCGACAAACCAAUAGAGCAAGAACCAACAAAUAAAUUAGAAGAAGCAAUUAAGGCGGACAUUAAAAAUCAAUCUGAACUUAUACCUCCAAAAACCAACAAGAUCAAUGAAAAUGACGACAAAAGUGAUAAAGAUGACAAAUCAGUAGAAUUAAAUGAAAAGAAAGAUUAUUUACUAGUUGGGCAAGGUAAUAACGGGAACGAUGUAUAUCUUUUACACGAAAACCUACCACCAGCACCAGCACCAGCAGUGAUACCCAACAAUAACCAACCUGCCAACAAUGUAAUUUACGUUCCAAGCAGUCCUGGACCAUCUCCUAGCAAUCAAGUCUACCAAAUCCUAAAUGGACCAUCACCCAUGUCGAAUCUUCAACUAUCCCCAGAUAAAUUGGGAGUAAACAACGAUGCUCCUGUCUCCAUACCACCAACUUCCAACGUGAAUCCAGCUUCACAACCAAAUAAUGUUGUUACUGUCUACUCCAAUGGCCAGAUUAUACAAAUACCAGGCGUUGUAGUUGUACCAAACAAUGCACCGGUAGAUGUUGGAAAUCAACCACAAACACCAAGUUAUGUAGUUGCUAAUGUCGUUCCCAAUAAUAAUGUCCAGCCUACAAACCAGAAUACUGGCCCAAAUGUCUACUACGCUGCUGUCCCGAACCAAGGGUCAAAUAAUCCGAUAUAUUAUCUUCAAGUGCCCAAUCAAGGAGUCAAUAAUGCUGGAAACGUUGUAUUAAACAACGGUUUACCUGGAAAUGUAGUAGCUUACCAGAUUAGUCCAAAUGUAGUGACACAACCAGCUGUAUCAAAUGGCUACGUGCAGUCAAACAUACCAAGUAAUCAAGGAGUGAUAGCUGUUGCCAUUCCGAACCAAGGUGUAAUGGACAAUGCCAAUAACCAAUACCAGGUUGUUGUAGUGCCACAAGGCUCUCCUUCAAAUGUGUACAAUCAGCAAGUCCAACCUAAUCAAGGACUAAAUCCAGUCAUGAUGCUGAAUGGGCAAAGUGUACCGGCGCCAACAGUUCAAGUACCGGCUGGCAAUAAUGUAAAUGGUUACAACCAGCCAAUACUAGCGAGCGAGAGACAAGAAGUCAGUCCAUUGAACCAAGGAUCAUUGAUAAACAAUCAAAAUGUUGGGAUACAGGGCGCAGUUUUAAUACCAAGUAAUGGCGGGUACUACCAGCCUCCGAUAACAAAUCAAGUACAAAAUGUGCCCAGUCAGGUAAUCGAAACACCAACAAAUGGAGGCAGUUAUAUUCAGCCAGCAGUGUUAUAUGACGGGAAUCAAAAUGUGCCAUCACAACCCAUGGUUUCAGUGAAUGAUGCUCAGGUUCCAAUUCAAGGAGGACAAGCAUCGAAUACUAUUCCUGAUAUUGCACCAGUAAACACAGCUGAUGUAGUCGCGCCACCCGAGGAGAACGCACCAGUAGCAAUAGCAUCAUCUCCCCUCAUCUUAGAUGGAGACAAUUUAGAAGCUUUAGGUGUCCAACCAGCGGUUAUGCUAACAGGUUUCAAAGAUAGUGAAGAUGGGAAGAAAGAUAAAAAAGGUAAAGAAGAGAAAAAAGAUAAAAAAGGUAAAGAUGACAAGAAAGAUAAGAAGGAAGGAAAGGAAAGGAAAGAAAAAAGUAAAAAGAAAAGUAAAAAAGAUAAAGACGAAAAGUCUGGGGAGGUAUUCACAAACUAGGAUCGAGUCGUAGUUUGGUUGAAUGCUUUAAUUAAACGGAA